This is a messenger RNA of Cooperia oncophora, 219 nucleotides long. The record is from the annotation of a GenBank genome assembly. Lineage: Eukaryota; Metazoa; Nematoda; Chromadorea; Rhabditida; Trichostrongylidae.
AUGCGUUACGUUUCUGCUUACCUCCUUGCGGUCGCCGGUGGAAAUCCAUCUCCAAAGUUGGAUGAUUUGAAAAAUAUCCUCGGUGCUGUUGGAGUGGAUACCGACCCUGAGGCAGCCAAGCUCGUCAUUUCACGGCUACAAGGAAAGAACAUCGAAGAAGUUAUAGCCGAAGGCGCUGCUGGUUUAGUAGCGGUGAGUUCCUAUUUUGUCUGGAUUUAG